ACACAGCUGCAGAUCAGACAAAACAGAAUCUGUGGCUGACUGUCCUGAAAUGCGGCAUUACAGCCGAGUCAUCAUUGAGGUUUCCCGGGGUAUUAAACAUUUACCACUUAUAGAAGUUAUUAAAACGGUUUACAUGGCCAUAAAGGGGUCGAAAACUAUUGAUCUUUUUUAAGCAUCCAGCGAUUGAAUCUUACAUCUGUUUAGGAAGCAUGUUAAUGGAUUUGUGGAUGUCAUAGUUAAACUAUCUCAGGUUCAGUCCAAAACUUACACCUUGACCUUUGCAAUAAUGGCACUACAAGAGGGUUACUCCAUUAACUCGACUGUGGACGACCAGGACAGUGACACUGCACCGCUUUUAGAGAAGGAAGUAGAAAAAAUCACAGUGCCUCCCAAAUGCUGCUCUGUACGAUGCAAUCUGGCUGCUAUGAUGUUCUUUGGCUUUGCUGUGGUCUAUGGUCUACGUGUAAAUCUCAGUGUUGCUAUGGUUGCCAUGGUCAAUGGAACCAAUGACCAGUCGUCAUCCAAUAGCAAUAUAUCUAUUGAUUGUCCAGUACCCAGCCAUACACUUGACAACAACAGCCAAAGUUCAGAACAGCCAGAAGGGAUUCCAAGAUACUCGUGGGAUUCCGAGACGCAGGGAAUGCUGCUCGGUGCUUUCUUUUUUGGAUACCUGUUUACUCAGAUCCCAGGAGGCUACCUAUCAGGUCGCUUUGGAGGAAGCCUGUUCCUUGGUGGUGGUGUGCUUGGAACAGCCGUCCUCACUCUCCUCACUCCACUGUCAGCACAACUUGGAGCCAAGUGGCUGUUUGCCUUGCGUGCACUGGAGGGAUUUGGGGAGGGUGUGACUUUUCCUGCCAUGAUGGCGAUGUGGGCCCGCUGGGCUCCUCCAUUGGAGAGGGCUCGUUUGAUGACGUUCUCAGGUGCAGGCUCUAACUUUGGUGCCUUUGUGGCUCUUCCUCUCACUGGCUUCAUCUGCCAUAGUCUGGGGUGGCCAGCAGUCUUCUACUCCUGUGGUGCUGCAGGGUGCCUUUGGGCAGUGUUUUGGUUUAUCUUGGUGUCAGAUGAACCCCGAACUCACCCAAGAAUUAGUGACAGAGAGAAACAUUACAUAAUUAACUCAAUAGGUUCACAGGGGAUGCCACAUGGUUGGUCAGUGCCUGUAUUAUCUAUGCUGUUCUCUGUGCCUCUUUGGGCUAUAAUCAUCUCCCAGAUGUGCUCCAACUGGUCUUAUUACACUCUCCUCACCUCGCUUCCUACCUACAUGGACACUGUGCUCCACUUUGAUUUGCAACAGAAUUCAUUUCUGUCUGCCCUGCCAUAUCUGGCUGGCUGGCUUUUCUCAGUGGGCUCAGGUGUGCUGGCAGACAACCUCCUGGAGAGGAAGCUCCUAAGUGUCACAGCUGUCCGAAAAAUCUUUACUUUCAUUGGUCUGUUUCUACCUGCUGUUUUCCUGCUCGCUGUAGGCUUCACGGGUUGUAGUGGAGUGUUGGCCGUGACUUUUCUCACUUUGUCCAGUGCACUCGGGGGUUUCAGUGCUGCUGGUGUCUACAUUAACCAGAUUGACAUUGCUCCACGAUACGCAGGUACACUUCUAGGAAUCACAAACACUUUUGGGACCAUCCCUGGUGUUCUUGCACCAAUUGUAGUGGGUUACUUGACCAGAGAUCACUCAGUUACAGGAUGGAGACAUGUGUUCUGGUUGUCAGCAGGGGUGAGCGCCUUUGGAGCCAUCUUUUACGUGAUCUUUGGCACUGGAAAGAUUCAGAGCUGGGCUAGGACCGAUGAGGAGUCAGACACAGAUAUACACAAUUAAACAUUCCAGUUGACCAAUUCAGAAGGAUAUGAGGACUCUGCCUUUGAGUUUUAUGCUAUACUCAACACAUAUGCUACAGUCAAUGGUUUGGACAAACUUCAUACCUUUUCAUUUUUUUUAAAAGUGUUAUUCUAAAGGCUUAGAAAAACAUAAAAUGUACAUACUUUAUAACUUUUUAAAUGGACCAAACAGUAAUAUUUUUGGUCACUACAUAAUUCCCAUACUUCCAUGUGUGUUAUUUUAUAGUUUUGAAUACCAUUAUUAAAAAACGGGGAAAUAGUAAAAAAAAUAAAAAAAUGAGAAGGUCUAUCCAAACAUUUGACUGGUAUUAAUUAUACUUUACUCAGGAUAUUUAAAGGAAAAAUAAAUGGAAGUGCCUUACAAAGUGUAGUUUAUUAGUCUACCAAUAUUUUAACUCAUUGAUAAACAAUUCCGUUAAUGAUAAUACAGUGGAAUGGAGAAUUCAGAGUAAUUCCAUUUCUUAAUCUCAUGACUUUUUUGAUAAAAUAUACUCUGGACUUUAUGCUAUCCUUCAAACAAAUGUAAUUUGUGUUACAGUGGUGAAACAGAACAGAUUUAGGGGUUUCAACUAUAUUCUUAUCACAUUUGAAAAUACUUCCUAAUGAGCACUUUAAUGCAUUAAUAAUGAAAAUACCUUG
This is a messenger RNA of Cyprinus carpio (common carp), 2472 nucleotides long. RefSeq names its product sialin. Gene Ontology annotation, molecular function: transmembrane transporter activity. Gene Ontology annotation, biological process: monoatomic anion transport; transmembrane transport. NCBI's taxonomy places the organism in Eukaryota, Metazoa, Chordata, Actinopteri, Cypriniformes, Cyprinidae. The record is from RefSeq and is a predicted model, not a curated record.